Molecule: messenger RNA, 1984 nt
Organism: Lagenorhynchus albirostris (white-beaked dolphin)
Lineage: Eukaryota; Metazoa; Chordata; Mammalia; Artiodactyla; Delphinidae
Product: E3 ubiquitin-protein transferase MAEA-like
Biological process (GO): proteasome-mediated ubiquitin-dependent protein catabolic process
Cellular component (GO): GID complex; nucleus; cytoplasm
Molecular function (GO): ubiquitin protein ligase activity; protein binding
Source: RefSeq, a predicted model, not a curated record
CCGCUAAUGUUUUGGCCGGUCCAAGAUGGCGGUGCAAGAGUCCGCGGCUCAGCUCUCCAUGACCCUGAAGGUGCAGGAGUAUCCGACCCUCAAGGUGCCCUACGAAACACUGAACAAGCGCUUCCGUGCCGCACAGAAGAACAUUGACCGGGAGACAAGCCACGUCACCAUGGUAGUGGCUGAGCUAGAGAAGACCCUGAGCAGCUGUCCAGCCGUGGACUCUGUGGUCAGCCUCCUGGAUGGUGUGGUGGAGAAGCUCAGUGUGCUCAAGAGGAAGGCGGUGGAGUCCAUGCAGGCGGAGGGUGAGAGCGCCAAGCUAUGCAAGCGCAGGAUCGAGCACCUCAAGGAGCACAGCAGCGACCAGCCGGCAGCGGCCAGCGUGUGGAAGAGGAAGCGCAUGGACCGCAUGAUGGUGGAGCACCUGCUGCGCUGUGGCUACUACAACACGGCCGUGAAGCUGGCGCGCCAGAGUGGCAUCGAGGACUUAGUGAACAUCGAGAUGUUCCUGACAGCCAAAGAGGUGGAGGAGUCCCUGGAGAGGCGAGAAACAGCCACCUGCCUGGCCUGGUGCCACGACAACAAGUCCCGGCUGCGCAAGAUGAAGAGCUGCCUGGAGUUCAGCCUCAGGAUCCAGGAGUUCAUUGAGCUCAUCCGGCAGAACAAGAGGCUGGAUGCUGUGAGACAUGCGAGAAAGCGCCAGGCCGAAGGGAGCCAGCUGGAUGAGGUCCGCCAGGUCAUGGGCAUGCUGGCAUUCCCGCCGGACACGCACAUCUCCCCCUACAAGGACCUGCUGGACCCGGCCCUGUGGCGGAUGCUGAUCCAGCAGUUCCGGUACGACAACUACCGGCUGCACCAGCUGGGGAACAACUCCGUGUUCACCCUCACCCUGCAGGCCGGCCUCUCGGCCAUAAAGACACCGCAGUGCUACAAGGAGGACGGCAGCUCGCGGAGCCCCGACUGCCCAGUGUGCAGCCGCUCCCUGAACAAGCUGGCGCAGCCCCUGCCCAUGGCGCACUGCGCCAACUCGCGUCUGGUCUGCAAGAUCUCGGGGGACGUCAUGAACGAGAACAACCCGCCCAUGAUGCUGCCCAACGGCUACGUCUACGGCUACAACUCCCUGCUGUCUAUCCGGCAGGAUGAUAAAGUCGUCUGCCCGAGAACCAAAGAGGUCUUCCACUUCUCCCAGGCCGAGAAGGUGUACAUCAUGUAGGCGGGUCGCCGCACCCGGGCGGCUGCGGGCCCCUGCCUGCCUGCCUUUCUGUUUCUUGCGACCAAAGAUCAGUGAGCAACGACAAACACUCUUGGGAAGAGAAGAAGUAAGAUUUAACAAGCUCGUACUUGAUUUUGUAACAAGUCAGCUCUUCGACGCUUCUGAAGCGCUUUCCCCUUUCAGAGAAACUUCUUUAAAGACUGACCACGCGGAGGGAGGCUAGAACCUUUCACCAUAGGAACUGAUCCCUUCCCCGUGUUCUCACAGUUCCCUCCCUUUUGCUAACGAGGAACCCCGGGGGACAGGCUAGCCCUCGGCCGUGGCCCGGGAGCGUUGGUGGCCAUGCCAGACUGCCCUGCGGCCACUCGGUGCCACGAGGGACCCUGUCACUUCUCUGUAGAGCUGCUGCCAAAACGCCAGCACCGCGGGAGGGGCUGGCCUCCAGGACCGCCGCCUGCCUGCAGCCGCGCCCACGGGGCUGUGUUAGGAUGUGUGUAGGCUCGGUGUCAUGUCACUCGUGCCGCCUUAUCUCCCGCCUGAGAAUGUAUCCGUGGAAAUCCACUGGACCGGGGUCUGCAGAGGCCUUGCCGACGGCUCCGUAACUUUAGCUCUAAACACUAUUCAUUGCAGAAGCCAAUAAUAGUUCAGUUGAAGUAAGCACCGAUGACUUUCCAAAUCAGAUGAACCAUCGUAGUUUACACGAAACCAUAUCGUAGAGGUUUGUAUUCAGCGCUUAUUUUUGCAUGUUGAUGUUGAUUAGCUAAUAAAAUGUAA